Pogona vitticeps (central bearded dragon) is the source of this 1956-nucleotide messenger RNA. It is a transcript of the gene ZNF639, whose product is annotated as zinc finger protein 639. Lineage: Eukaryota; Metazoa; Chordata; Lepidosauria; Squamata; Agamidae. Gene Ontology annotation, biological process: regulation of transcription by RNA polymerase II. Gene Ontology annotation, cellular component: nucleus. The record is from RefSeq and is a predicted model, not a curated record. Gene Ontology annotation, molecular function: DNA-binding transcription factor activity, RNA polymerase II-specific; sequence-specific DNA binding.
CGCCCCUGGCGGAGCGUUAAUUCGAAAGGAAGGGGCUUUGCAGACACCUCCCCGGAGGCAGCCUGAUAUGGUCUAGUCCGCCCUCUCACCCUAAGGUGACCUCCUCAAACUCCUGGACGGGCAGAGCAGGCCUCCAUUCUUGGGGGAGGGGGGCGCGGAGAGACGAGGAGGACGCUCCUCUCCCCUCUCCUUUUACCUCAGCGACGGGGCGGAGGAAAGGGGCGCUCGGGCCCGCCUCCCCGCUCCCUCGCUUCUCGCCCUGCCUCCUCCCGAGUGGCUUGUUCUGGCGGCGUGUGAGGCGUCGCUUGCGGCCUGGUGCUCAAGAUGCUUCAUCUGAUGUCAGAAGCUGUGUUGUCAUCAGCCCUUCGGCUUUAUUUCUCAUUCUGAUAAUGAGGAGUCCGUCUGACUGAAGCAAAAUGAAUGAGCAUCCAAAGAAGAGGAAAAGGAAGACUCUACAUCCUUCACGUUAUUCGGGUAGGUCAAAAAUAGAUUCUUCUGGUGUUCCCAGAUAUAUAGACAACAGCGGUAUAUUUUCUGACCACUGUUAUAGUGUGUGUUCUAUGAAACAGCUGGACUCAAAAAUUUCUGAUAAUCGAGAUAAAUCUGCAAAUAAUGGCAUUUUUAAAGACACAUGUGAGUCCCCAGUCUUCAGUGACAGUUUACCUGAAGAGGAGAAACCACUGGACAUUCAGACUGUAGAGAUCUCCACCACUGAAGUUCAGGCUGUAGAAGUUCAUGACAUAGAAACCCAGACUGUUUCCCCAGAGAAGCUUGAAGCUGAGGAAGCAGAGGAAAUUCCCUUGGAAAACUGCAAGGUGCUUGAGGGGAACCCUCCCUUGAAUGUCACCAUUCAACCCAAAUGGCCUCUGCUGCGAGCCAACAGCAGUGGCCUGUACAAAUGUGAACGCUGCGCCUUCAACAGCAAGUACUUCUCAGAUUUAAAGCAACAUGUUGUUCUGAAGCAUAAAACUUGUCCAGAGGGCAACAUCUGCCGGGUGUGUAAGGAGAGCUUCUCCUCCAAAAAGGUGCUGAUUGAACACUUAAAAAUCCACGAGGAAGACCCCUACAUUUGCAAGUACUGUGACUACAAAACCGUGAUGUUUGAGAAUCUGACUCAGCAUAUAGCAGACACCCACUUCAGUGACCACCUUUACUGGUGUGAACAGUGCGAUGUCCAGUUCUCCUCUAGCAGUGAGCUGUACCUCCAUUUCCAGGAGCACAGCUGUGAUGAACAGUACCUCUGCCAGUUCUGUGAGCAUGAAACGAGUGACCCAGAGGAUUUGCACAGCCAUGUUGUAAACGAACAUGCAGGACGGCUGAUCGAACUGAGUGACAGCUACCAUAGCAGACAGCUGCAGCAAGGCCAGUACAGCCUGGUCAAUAAAAUCAGCUUUGACAAAUGCAAGAACUUCUUUGUGUGCCAAGUGUGUGGUUUCCGCAGCAGGCUGCACACAAAUGUCAACCGACAUGUAGCAAUUGAGCACACAAAAAUAUUCCCUCAUGUUUGUGAUGACUGUGGAAAGGGUUUUUCGGGCAUGCUGGAAUACUGCAAACAUUUGAACACUCACAUAUCCGAAGGCAUUUAUUUGUGUCAAUAUUGUGAGUAUUCCACAGGGCAGAUUGGAGACCUCAAAAUUCACCUGGACUUCAGACAUUCAGUUGACUUGCCUCACAAAUGCACUGAUUGCCUGAUGAGGUUUGGGAAUGAAAAGGACCUUUUGAGUCAUCUUCAAAUGCAUGAAACUGCUUAAUUGUUUUUGUAGUGUGUGUGUGUUUUUAGCCCAGAAUAUUAGAAUUCAAAACUGCAUUUCCACAUACGCUAUCCUAAAGUUACAGGAGAGUUAUGUGUCAAUGAAGCUCUUAGUGCAUAAUAAUAUGUACAGUUCAUCUCUGAAGGUAACCUAGCAAAAAGUCCUUUUGUACUUAUAGAGGGAAAUAAAUAUACAUAAAAAUUCA